This is a messenger RNA of Scutellospora calospora, 564 nucleotides long. NCBI's taxonomy places the organism in Eukaryota, Fungi, Glomeromycota, Glomeromycetes, Diversisporales, Gigasporaceae. The record is from the annotation of a GenBank genome assembly.
AUGUUUAUUAUUCAAUUACCAAAUGAAAUUCUCAUCGAUAUUUUUAAACGUAUCAAGAUUUUGAUUAACGUGAUUGAUGUAUGCAGACAGUUUCGUGAUACUAUCGUCAAUCCUUCUUUCAAAAUUCAAUGGUUAUCAUUUCAUUAUGAGAUAUUCCCAUCUCAAUAUAUUAUCGAUUUAGGAUUUACUUUCUUUGACAUAGAAACCGUAAAAACUAUUUUUAAUAGUAAAAAUUUUUUUAUUGAUAAAACCAAAGAAUCUGAUAUUAUAGAUGUUAUAGCAGAAGUUGGUAUUGAAUUACAUUUAACAAAAAAACUAGAAAACAGAGUAAAGGCAUUAGAGAUUUUUAUGGUUAUUGGUUAUAAUCAAUUUUUAGGAUAUUAUUACGAAAAGGGAUAUGGUGGUCUUGAAAUUAAUAUAGAAAAAGCUAUGGAAUAUUACAAGAUUUCUGCCUAUGAAGAUAACGAUUCUUAUGUAAUGUGUAGAUAUGCUUUAUAUCUUAUUGAAUCAAAUAAAGACUAUGAUGGAAAACUUAAAACUUAUAGAUAUGAAGAGAUUAAUUAA